UUCAGAAGCCCAACCAAAAGUAAUCUUGCACCGCACGGAAAUCUACUACCGAACGUUUAAGCAAUGUUUAUUUCCUCAGCAAAAUUUCAGACGGAACACUUCCGUGGAAGCCUGUUACAACUCUUUGACAAACGAUUCAUUCCCUCUUCUCCAAGAAUCUACCGAACCCCACACCUCUUUUAACUACCAAACUCUCGUCUCAAGCUGAGACAAGUACAGCCAUAAGAUUUCCCGUCAAAACAAAGUUCUCCCAGAACUGAAAAAAGAACCUAUUAUGGCUAAUCCCGAGGACCCAACUGACUCUUCCUUCUCCUUCUCUGAAUUCCCAGAAGACAUCCAGCUUUGCAUUCUCUCCUUCCUGUCCCCAUCGGAGAUCGCCAAUUUCGCUUGCACCUCUAAACGCUUCGUUUCGCUCUUUCGAAACGACGCUAAGCUCUGGUUCGCUAUGUGCCAACGCCGGUGGGGCUCCAAGACCCAGAUCAAGAAAUGGGGCGGCGGCAAUAUCACCUACAAGCACCUUUACAGGACCCUAACCGAGUGGGAGAAUCUUAUCGGCUUCUGGCGCCUUUGCAGUCGACCUGACUUCUCCGGUCAAUGUCCGCGGUUGAUCAUUUUCGAGUGGGGUCCAUCGUUCCUUUCCGGUUCUAGGGUUUGUCCUUCCAAAAACAGCACCUAUCAUGUCACGAAAGCCCCGUUUUUGUGGAUGGGGAUAUCCCCAGACGGUCAAAUCGUAAAUUUUCUCGAUCUAGAAGGGCAAACUGAGAUUCCAUACGGGAAUUUCGAUAGUUGGUUGGAAUUUGUCUGUUUGGACCAAAAUCUUGUUCCAGUCAAUGUCAAUUUCAUGGGUAACGAUCAUUUUAUAGUUGAAGAAAAUUCAACCUUUUGGCAUAGAAGUAAAAAUAAAGAUGGGUUUAGGAGGAGUUCAAGUUCAACGAAUUUGAUAGAAGACAGUGAGGAAGUUAUUGUUGUAGGAGCUGAAAGUGGGACCCCCGGGAGCUUACCGGACCGGUUGGUAUCGGAAAUGUAUACACAUUUCGCGAAUAGGACGAGUCCGGGUGGGGAUAGAGCGUCGAGGAGGCCGAGGAAGAAGGAGAAGGAAAGGCAAGCGAGGCGGAAAUGGGAGCCUGAGCAUUUUCUUAAAGUUGUUGAUUGCUUGCCUACUGCAGAUAAGCCCUUGCAGGGUCUUUGGAAGGGAGUUUCUGGUGACAUGAACUUGGAUUUUUAUCUUGUUAAAUAUGAUGAAAUUGGGGGCAUAAUCUGCCAGAGGGUUGGGGAUUUGUCCUCCUCCUAUGCUCCUCCAGUGUUUUGGACAUCAGAACCAAUGUUCAUGGAGUCACCAUUUUCUCUAGAGGAAGAACAUAUCUAUGAUGAUCGCAUACAUCUUAAGCCACUUGCAGCUGAGGAUCGAGUUCAUAGUCAACAUGCUGUGACAGGCAUUGAGAUGGUAUCCCAUAUUCUGCAUAUCAACUCAAGCUACAAUUUAACAGUUCCAGGCUUGGUAGGAUCUACUGGUCUCCAGCGUGGAGAAGGAAGGAUUUGGCAGUACAGGAAUGGAACAUUUGGAUUUGGGUUUCUUCAGGACCAUUUUAUUAUAGACUUGAACCAUAUCAGCCACGAUGGUUUUCUUCUUGAUUCAAUGAAUUUGUUAUAACGAUAGUUUACAUCAUGGGUGAUCAUUUAUGUACAGAUUGAUUUCUAACUUGGUGUCACGCUUGUGCUGGCAAUUCACAUUAUUUGUUGAAUAAUAAUUACAUCUUUGUAGCGGUGUGAUGCUUUGAUUC
Molecule: messenger RNA, 1781 nt
Organism: Theobroma cacao (cacao)
Lineage: Eukaryota; Viridiplantae; Streptophyta; Magnoliopsida; Malvales; Malvaceae
Product: F-box family protein
Biological process (GO): gibberellic acid mediated signaling pathway; SCF-dependent proteasomal ubiquitin-dependent protein catabolic process
Cellular component (GO): cytoplasm; SCF ubiquitin ligase complex
Molecular function (GO): protein binding
Source: RefSeq, a predicted model, not a curated record